Molecule: messenger RNA, 2492 nt
Organism: Panonychus citri (citrus red mite)
Lineage: Eukaryota; Metazoa; Arthropoda; Arachnida; Trombidiformes; Tetranychidae
Product: riboflavin transporter 2-like
Exons: 4
Coding region: 797-2104 (435 amino acids)
Biological process (GO): riboflavin transport
Cellular component (GO): plasma membrane
Molecular function (GO): riboflavin transmembrane transporter activity
Source: RefSeq, a predicted model, not a curated record
UAGUUUUCUACAAUUGAUCAUGUCAAUUGUAUCAAACAAGAGGAAGUGAUUUAAAUUAACGUGCUACUAUUUGAAACAAUUUAGAUGAUGAUCAACGAAAGUUUUCCUCACCUAAACCAUUUACAAUUAACCCAACAAUCAAAUCUAAUCAAUUAUGAAAGAACCGCUUAAAAAAAGAUGAACCAAAAAAGGUCAUGAGCAAGUAACACAUGGAACUGGUAAUAACUUGUUUUCGUAAUCAGAGAUUCCAAUUUUUAAUUAACAUUUGAUUAUCAUUCUUUGUUAAACUAAUCAUUAGGAAGAGUUGAUUAAUCUUCCUUUUGAUUUCUGUGUGAACAUCGUCAUCAAAUCAGUUGGUUGGAUCGUAAUUAAUUGCUCAAUUGAAGAUGUAAAAAGAUCACUUUGUCAAUAAUGUUUCCAAUUGGAUCUUAUUACUGUUUACAUUUGGAAAAUUGUUGAUCAUCUUGAUUACGCUUCUUUCCAUACAAUCAACUCACAAUUUACUAAUUACUCCACUAAUUUAACUCUUUAUCCAUUCAUCUAUCGCUGUGAGGUCUCAACCAAUUUUGUUUUUUCCUCUCCAAUCAAAUUGAUUGUUAACUAAUUGUUAUCGCUCUUGUGCUCCCCUGGUAUUCUCUCUCUCUCUCUCUCAAUACAUAUAAUAUCCUGGAAAAACUGUGAUUCCACUCAAUCAACAAUUCUGGAGCCCUUACAACCCAUUGAGUUGACAGGUAAUAAUCGUCGACAUCAAACUAACCAUAAUCACCAUCAUAUUUAUCAACAAGAUCAGUCAAAUAUGUCGAGGACUUCAUUCCGAGAGAGAAGGUUAAUUGUUGAUUUAUUCGUGAUCGCCCUGGGAAUUAGUAGUUGGGUUGAAAUUAAUGGAUUAUGGAUGCAAACACCAAUAUUAACAACCCAAUUACCAGAGAAAUGGAAUCUUGCUUCAUACAUUGUCUUAAUUACCCAACUUGCCAACAUUGGUCCAAUUACUUAUGGAUUAUUGAGAAAACGAUUAAAGCCACACGAAGGGACAGUUAUCCAUGUGACCCUUUUCAUUGGCACUUUAUCGUCAAUCCUUUUAGCCAAAUUUUGGAAACACACAAUUAAAAUUGGAUCAGAUGAACACAGUGUCCCUUUUCUGGUACUAACUGGACUCUUGGCCGUUGUCGAUUGUACCUCGUCGGUUCUUUACCUUCCUUAUAUGGCCAAUUUCAAAUCUAAAUACUUAAUGUCAUUCUUUGUCGGAGAAGGUCUUAGUGGACUAUUACCUAGUGUCGUCUCUCUUUUCCAAGGUGUUGGUGGUAAUCCCAAGUGUGAAACCUCAGUAAUUAACGGAACUAUUCACAAAUUUGCAUCUUAUUCGGAACCAAAGUUUUCAGUCUCAUCAUUUUGUAUCUUUCUUACGGUUGUCAUGCUGGUCAGUUGGCUAUCCUUUACUCUACUUAACUCAUCUCUGUGUCAUUCCGAGUUGGCUAAUGAGAAAUUAGUUAAAGAUGAUGAUCACAAUUCUGAUGACCAACAAAUUAAAAAUCGAGGUGACAACGAGUCACCUAUUUUAGGAGAAAAGGAAACAUUUAAAUUGACUCGCAGUCGAAUACGUUAUUUACUAUUUCUUCAAGCUCUUAUUUCCGCCCUGACCAAUGGGGUUUUGCCCUCCCUUCAAAGCUACUCUUGUGCUCCCUAUGGUUCAUUAUCCUACAAUUUAGCGGUUAAAUUAGCUGGAUUAGCUAAUCCAAUUUGUGCUUUUCUUGCCUUUUUCUGGAAAUCAAGGAUUAGUCUCAGAAUGAUCAACCUGUUGACCACCGGUGGUCUAUUGUUUUCCCUUUACACCAUAAUUCUUGCUGCUACAAGUCCUAACCCUCUUCUGGUUUCAUCUAGAUUUGGAUCAUUUUUGUUAAUUGUUGCUUGGGUCUCUCUUACCGGAACCUUUUCUUAUACCAAAUCAUGUAUCGCUUCAGUAUUUCGUGAUUUCUCAAAGCGAGGACAAUUAGCCCUCUUUUGGGUCGGUGUUUACACCCAAACAGGAUCAGCAAUCGGAGCCAUACUUACCUUUAUUUUACUUAAUUUCACACAUAUUUUUAAAUCGUACAAUCCCUGCCAAUGAUUGUUAAUCAUCAAAGUCCAUUAAUCAAAAACACCAUCUCAAUUUAUCCAAAAAGAGACCAGCCUUAUAUCAUUACGAUCACAAAUCGACAUGAAACUCAAAUCAAAACCAAUUGAUUGGCAUUUUAUCCAAUCAAAAAGUCAACAAAUUUGUAUUAUCUUUGUCUUUCCUUAAUAAUUUAAUCAUUUUGUAGUUAAUUAAUGUUAAAGUAUUGAUUGAUUGUAAUCUAAUGGUAAUUGGUUGAUUAAGUUUAUGUCAUGAAGAUGUUAAAUUAAUCAUCAAUCGCAAUUAACAUUUUAGAUUAUUUUGUAUAGUUGAUCUUAAUUAAGAGUGAAGAAAACUAAUCAUUAUUAUCAAUAUUAUCAAUUAAUAUAAACAUUUUCUUUAA